AUGAGCCUAUUUACCCUGGAUGAAAGUCGAGGUUGGUCCAUGCAUCAUAUGAACGGUAAUAUUGUCAAGAUCAAGUUGACCAAGAAAAAGGACGACUACGUUCACGUCGACGGCAUCGACAACGUUGGCUGGCAGGACCUGACCGUCGAGCAGCGCAAAAAAUGGAAUCGCACGACAGCGCACACCUCACGUGCGGUCUUCUCGGGCGAAGUCACUUAUGAGCCGUGGCACGAUGUCCCCUGCUCCUACAUCAUCUGCGAGCAGUAUCAGGCCUUGCCGCCAGCACUCCAGGAGUUCUUCGCCUCGAAAAUGGAUGCGCCGGGCACUACCUACCGCCUGCCGAGUUCGCAUUCCCCGUUCCUGAGUAUGCCCGACCGUCUGGUGGAUGUUCUGCGAGAGAUAGUGAAGGUGUGA
This is a messenger RNA of Penicillium roqueforti, 414 nucleotides long. RefSeq lists its product as uncharacterized. The transcript has a single exon. Bases 1 to 414 code for a protein of 137 amino acids. The record is from RefSeq and is a predicted model, not a curated record. NCBI's taxonomy places the organism in Eukaryota, Fungi, Ascomycota, Eurotiomycetes, Eurotiales, Aspergillaceae.